Messenger RNA from Rangifer tarandus platyrhynchus (Svalbard reindeer), 261 nucleotides. NCBI's taxonomy places the organism in Eukaryota, Metazoa, Chordata, Mammalia, Artiodactyla, Cervidae. The record is from the annotation of a GenBank genome assembly.
AUGGUGUCGUCGCCGCACCGGGAGCACCCGCCCAAGAAGGGCUACGAUUUCGACACGGUCAACAAGCAGACGUGCCAGACCUACAGCUUCGGCAAGACCAGCUCCUGCCACCUGUCCAUCGACGCCUCGCUCACCAAGCUCUUCGAGUGCAUGACCCUGGCCUACAGGUAUUUGCUUCGGAUAACUUCUGCCUCGGGAACAGAACUUCUUUGGAGGAGCUGCAGUGCGGAGCAGCCCAGCCCUGCACAAAGCUCACGAUAG